UAUUGUCUAGCCAUCAAGUCAAAACCCUUCCUAACUUCAAUCAGUCAAAACCCUAACCCUCUUCUAAAACCCUCGAAGAAAAGCAGCAUCUUGUCGUUGUAAUCGGAGGCGCCUGUCCCAACCACCUCUUCUUCUCUGCUGCAGCAAUUCUCGUCGUCGCUCCCCUCCUGCCAUGGCUCAUGGACAGGCCUGCCAGCAACAACAACUGAAGAAGGAGAGGAGAAAAAGGAAAAACAACAAAAACCAAUCAGAAGAAGAACCAGAGACCUCCAAAAAAAUAUCUAUGAUGGGUUCCGAAGAGAAGAAGAAGAGCAAGAACAAGGAUAAGAAGAAGAAACGAGACGAAGCCGAUGACGGCGACGAAUUGCGAGCUGAAACUGAUGAAGGAGAAUAUGAAGAAGAGGAGGAGGAGAGAGCAGAAAAUGGUGGUGAAGAUGAGGAGAAGAUUGAGAAAAUUAAGAAGAAGAAGGAGAAAGUGAAUAGUGGAAUUGGGAUUAUGAGUGAUCACUCUUUCUUUGGUUUACCUGUUUCUGAGCUUACUAAGGAUGCUAUUAAGGAUACUGGGUUUACAAAUAUGACUCAGAUUCAAGCCAAGUCCAUACCUCCUCUCUUGGAGGGAAAAGAUGUGCUAGGAGCUGCGAGGACUGGUUCCGGGAAGACCCUUGCCUUUCUUGUUCCAUCUGUGGAAUUGUUGCACCAAACUCGAUUUACUCCUCGUAAUGGAGUUGGUGUUGUCAUUAUUUGUCCGACGAGGGAGCUUGCUAUACAGACACAUGCUGUUGCCAAAGACCUUCUGAAGAAUCAUUCACAAACCCUUGGCUUAGUAAUUGGGGGUGCAGGGCGAAGGGGGGAAGCAGAACGACUUGCCAAAGGUGUCAAUCUUUUAGUGGCAACACCUGGACGACUUCGUGACCAUCUUCAGAAUACAAAGGGAUUCGUUUUCAAGAACUUAAAGUGCUUGGUGAUUGAUGAAGCUGACAGGAUUCUGGAAGCUAAUUUUGAAGAGGAAAUGAGGCAGAUCUUAAAGAUUCUGCCAAAGGAGCGGCAAACAGCUCUUUUUUCUGCCACCCAAACCAAGAAGGUGGAGGACCUUGCACGCUUGUCGUUGUCUAAACCUAUAUACAUUGAUGUGGAUGAGGGGAGGAGAAAGGUUACCAACGAAGGUCUACAACAGGGCUAUUGUGUUAUUCCUAGUGCAAAGAGACUUAUCCUUCUCUAUUCUUUCCUGAAGAGGAAUAUGUCUAAGAAAGUUAUGGUCUUCUUUUCUUCCUGCAACUCAGUUAAAUUUCAUUCCGAACUCCUGAGAUAUAUUCAGAUAGACUGCUUUGAUAUCCAUGGGAAGCAAAAGCAGGCUAAGAGGACAACAACAUUUUUUGACUUCUGUAAAGCAGAAAAAGGCAUACUCUUAUGCACUGAUGUUGCUGCUCGUGGACUUGAUAUUCCCUCCGUGGAUUGGAUCGUGCAGUAUGAUCCUCCAGAUGACCCAAAGGAAUAUAUUCAUAGGGUUGGACGAACAGCUCGUGGGGAAGGUGCUAAAGGAAAUGCUUUGCUUUUCCUGAUUCCAGAAGAGUUACAGUUCCUCGGUUAUUUGAAGAGUGAGAAGGUUCCUGUUAAAGAGUACGAGUUCGAUACAAAAAAGCUGGCAAAUGUGCAGUCUCAUCUGGAGAGAUUGGUAACAAAUAAUUAUUACUUGAACAAGUCAGCUAAAGAGGCAUACAGGGCCUACAUAUUGUCUUAUAACUCGCAUUCCAUGAAGGAUGUUUUCAAUGUCCACCAACUUGAUUUGCAGGCGGUAGCUACUUCAUUCUGCUUUUCUUGCCCACCAAAGGUGGAUAUUAAAUUAGACAGCAAUGCUUCGAAGUUUAGGAAGAAGAGUCGUAAAAUUGAAGGGAGGUUCAAUGAAAGCCAUCCUUAUGGGAAACGAGGUGGAGAUGAUUCUAGGCAAUUUGUUAGGUAUUAGAAAAUUUUAUCUUGCUGAAUCAUUUUGAUGUUCGGUACGAAUUUUUCUCGGAAGACAUGUCAAGUAGGCAAUUUUGCGUCUUCUGCGUAUAGUCUGUAACAGUUCUAUUACAGUUUGUGUUUACUGGAUGUGGGACCUUAAAUACCGAGGGGAUUUUUAUAGGAAAGCUUAUUAAUUCAUUAUUACUUGUAAAGGGCUUUGAUAUUUGCAUACAUGUACGUAACUGUUUACAAUAAUAUUGUAGUAUUGUGAUCUAA
Molecule: messenger RNA, 2217 nt
Organism: Spinacia oleracea (spinach)
Lineage: Eukaryota; Viridiplantae; Streptophyta; Magnoliopsida; Caryophyllales; Amaranthaceae
Product: DEAD-box ATP-dependent RNA helicase 51
Exons: 12
Coding region: 173-1960 (595 amino acids)
Molecular function (GO): RNA helicase activity; nucleic acid binding; ATP binding
Source: RefSeq, a predicted model, not a curated record